UCCGCGUGCAAUAAAUUCUUCAGCUCUGACACCUCACCUCCAAAAACAGAGGAAGGACACACAAAAGGGGAAGAGAAGAAGAUGAAGCCCUCCUCCAUUUUGAUUUGCUCUUGAAUCUGCUCCACAAAAAUCUCUCCAAACCAUCAAUUCAUCCGUCGUCUGUCUGUCUCUUCCAGGUCCUCCUUUCCAUUCCGCAAGGGAAAAAAUCCAAAAAAAAAAAAGUCAGCAAAAAAAAUUUUCAGUUUUGCGAUUUCUGUUCCCCAAAUUCAUCCCCAGCCGGGGCGACCUCCAAGAACAGGAACACGACCUGUUCCUUGUCCCCUAGAUCUGCGUGGAGGCGGCGUGAAACCUUAAACCGGCAGGAGGGCUUGCGGUUGACAGGCCGGAGCGCGCCGCUCCGCCGUCAAAAUCCGUUCUUGGCGCCUGCCGGCGGCGUAUUUCCCGGUGGUAAAGAGGAGAGGAGAAGGCGGGACGGAGAUGGUGCCAUGGGAAGGGUACGUGAGCGACGAGACGAUGGGGACCUUCGCGCCCAUCCUGCUGUACUGGGUGUACGCCGGCGGCUACCAGCUGAUACUGCACCGGCGGCCGCUGGAGCGGUACAGGCUCCACACGCGGGCGGAGGAGGAGGAGAAGAACCUCGUCAGCCUCCCCGCCGUCGUGCGCGGCGUGCUCCUGCAGCAGCUCGUGCAGGCCAUCGUCGCGAUGAUCCUCUUCAUGGUUACUUCAGAUAGUACAGCAGUUGUAGUCCAGCCAUCUAUCAUUGUUCAAGCCUUCCAGUUUUUGGUUGCAAUGCUUGUGAUGGAUUCAUGGCAAUAUUUUGUGCACCGCUACAUGCACCAGAACAAAUUCCUAUACCGGCACAUCCAUUCACAACAUCAUCGGCUGAUAGUUCCCUAUGCCAUUGGGGCUCUCUACAACCAUCCAUUGGAGGGACUCCUUUUGGACACUGUGGGUGGCGCUAUCUCCUUCUUGGUAUCUGGCAUGACACCAAGGACUUCUGUGUUCUUCUUCUGUUUUGCUGUCCUCAAGACAGUUGACGACCACUGUGGACUUUGGUUGCCAUACAACAUCUUCCAGUCCUUGUUCCAAAACAAUACUGCCUAUCAUGAUGUCCACCAUCAGCUUCAAGGCUCAAAGUACAAUUAUUCUCAGCCUUUUUUCUCAAUCUGGGACAAAAUACUGGGGACCCACAUGCCCUACAACUUAGUCAGACGGACGGAAGGCGGAUUUGAAGCAAGACCACUGCGAGACUAGCUUGAACCGAUGGAAGUGUAUAGAACUCCAGCAACUCAGUGAGAUACAAUGCUCUACAUCCCUUUCAUAUGUUUAGAAGCUCAUAGGGACCAAUCUAACUUCGAAGAUGUUGAAGCUAUUCAAGUACUCCCAGAUCUUUUUUUUUCACGUAAGCAAAUGCCACUUUGGGAUUUGGGAAGAGAUUGAAGCUCUCGCGAUGCCUGUUCUUGCACCUGAUGUUAAUCUAGUUAGAGUGGUCACCUGGAAUGUGUGUGGUACUGUAUGGUUUGUCUUCAUGGCUUUCUUCUUAUCAUGGCUAUUUUUUGUGCAGAGCUGGCAUUUACAUUGCUGUGCAGAUAGUGUAUUUGAAAUCACACUUCUGUAUGUACCCCCAUUAUUUAUGUAACUGAAUAUCUGGGCAUGGUUGGUACCUUCAAAAUUCAAAAACCAAUCUUUAUCUACUACUCUAUAGUUUGUUUGAUCAAUCACAGAAACUUUGAUGGUA
This is a messenger RNA of Oryza brachyantha (malo sina), 1738 nucleotides long. Its product is annotated as very-long-chain aldehyde decarbonylase GL1-9. NCBI's taxonomy places the organism in Eukaryota, Viridiplantae, Streptophyta, Magnoliopsida, Poales, Poaceae. Gene Ontology annotation, biological process: lipid biosynthetic process. The record is from RefSeq and is a predicted model, not a curated record. The transcript is spliced from 2 exons. Gene Ontology annotation, molecular function: iron ion binding; oxidoreductase activity. The coding region runs from base 478 to 1254 and encodes 258 amino acids.